Podarcis lilfordi (Lilford's wall lizard) is the source of this 20727-nucleotide messenger RNA. The record is from the annotation of a GenBank genome assembly. NCBI's taxonomy places the organism in Eukaryota, Metazoa, Chordata, Lepidosauria, Squamata, Lacertidae.
CUCAGGUCGACCCCUGGAAACCCGCGGGCGGGCAGGAAGGCAGUUGCGUCUGAAGUCUGGCAGAUGAAGUCUUGGGAUGAGCGGGAAGGAAGGUGCUUCGGUUCAGCCCCGGAGCACAUCUUCAGCCCCAGGGACCAGCUCCGGUACAUAUAGGGUUAAAUAUAAAGGGUACCUCUGAACAUGUGCAGAGGGCGCUUCCUUCUCGGUUGGGUAAACUUAGUUCUCCCCUGCUUCCAAAUAAAUAGUAAACUCUCGAAACCUCCGAUUGUUAUCAGUUAAUGACUACAUUUCCAAGCAAUGUGGGUUGUUUUGGGUGCCCUCCCCAUCACGUAAUGGGGGUUAUUUGCUGUCAGAUUAGAAUAUAGCUGUGAUUUCAACUACUUUUCGUCACUGCCUCUACCAUUGCCCAUCAGCUCUUGGCCUGUUGCUCAUUCUUGGUUGGCUCUCCACUAGGGAAAUAAAUUGCCAAUUUGGGUGGCAAACCCAGUAGCUUUUAUCCUGUGCUUGGCUGCUGUUUGCCUAAAUGCAGGUUUUGUUUUCCAACUGUAAUUGCUGUUAAACAUUUUAAUGGCAUCUCUUUCUGCUGGCUUCUGUCUAGUUCUAUCCCCUGUUUCAGUGCUUCAGGUCUGAUCCAUCCUUUCCUCAUUCCUCUUCAUCCUUGUCCUGCUGAGAUGUCUUAUGUUCACUGGCCAUCUCUUUGCUGUCCAACUUCCCCUUGCCCCCCCAAUACCUGUUUUUGCCCUGCUGCCUCUUUACCAACAUAUCAGAAUCUUGUUCAGCCAAACUGAAUGGUGUGUACAGCCUGAGAUAUUAAUGUGCAACUUCUGUUUCCCUCACAGAGGCUGGCUGUUUUAGGCGGAAGUACUCUAGUCCGUGCAUGACCAUGUCGCCAUCCAAAGAGGUCCUUAUGGAUUCUACAAUAGCCUUGUCCCAUCCUGGUGUCUGUGAAGAACUAAGCAAGUCAUUUCCCUGGAUAAACAAGAAAAGGAAGAGUGGGCUUUCCAGGCUCUGCAAGAAGAAAACAUCUUUGUCAGGUGAUUACUUGGCAGGUUGAGAUGUAUUAAAUGUAUUUGUUAGUCAAAGACAGAGAGGUAAUUUUCAACUCUUUAAUCAUGCGGACAUGCUUGUGUUUCUCAAAAAGAGCUUUGAGAAAGGAACACUAAGGGAAUGAAAUAGGAACUAAAGAGGAAGUUUAUUGGAAAAUUGGACAUAAAUGGAUCAUAAUUGUCUUUGAAUUGUGAAUGUUUUUGUAGGCAUGCUAUGAUUUUUUGUAAUAUGCUUAGCCUUGCUGACUAGAUGCUUGGCAUUUUGCCAUUAUUGAUCCUUUCCAUCCCACUGAUGGGAAUCUCAUCAUAUAAUGGUUGUUAUCCGGUACAGGUGCCCGGUGCUUUUUGAGACAGUAUUCAGGGAAUGAGUCAUUUGUCUCUUUAGGUUAAUUAAUUAAAACACAAUUGCCUUUCUAGUCUUUUUCUCAUGCUUAGUGCUUCCCUGUAACUUUUAAAAAACAAAUUAUUGCCUGUAACUAUGUUUCUUUUUAACAGUUGAUACGUGGUUGUCUUGAAAUCUUACAUAUAUUUUAAUGACAGAUACUUGUGGAACUUUCCUCCCCUUUCUUCUCAGAAAAUGGAUGGAGUUCCUUUUGCUUAUCUUCGUUAGCUGCCCAGAACAUCUGUGCUAGCAAGUUUCACAACACUUGGACUCAUUUGGAAAACAAUUCCCUUUCUUGUUCGAUAUGCAGUACCUCUUCAUGUUCUCUCUUAAAUGCUCUGACUUUGGAAGAAUCCAUCCAGGCUCUGGCAACUGCUGUGCGCAACCCAAACAAAGCUGUUUUCACUGUGGAUGUCAGAACAACUGAGGUAAUAAUUAGCUUUUGUAAAGUGUUACCUUACACACAAUUGCACACUGUGAAUGUGUAUGUAGAGGACCCCUGGGUAGGAAAGCCUGUUGUAGUUGUACUAUACAUAUAUUGCAGUAAUUCAUUUGCAUCAUGAAUGGUGCAAAUGGUUUUGGAUUGGGUCAGGCAGGGUGUGUCAGGGGGAAAAAAUAAAUCAAACUAAAUAUAUUUGUAAUUUUAUAGUACAGCACUAAUAUAAGAUAAUCAUACUUUUCAGAUGCAGAAAACUCCCCCCCCCUUCCUAAAGACUCAUAUGUACAUGUACUUUUGUUAGUAUACAAAUAUUCUCUUUAGUGGUGUGUAGAAAACUAUGGUAAAAUAACUGUAUAAAAAUCAUUAACAAUGCUUGCAACCUUUGAUAUCAGUCUGAUUCAUGACGAGACCCCAAAUAUGUGAACACAGGAAGCUGUCUUACACAGAGUCAAAGCACAGGUACACCUGGUUCAGUAUUUUCUUCAUUGACUUGUACAAGAGUGCUUAUCUUCACUUUGCACCAACGUAGUGAGGAGUCUUGGCCCAGUGUAAUAAAGUUUGGUGACUAAGCUGCCGCUGCACAACUAAGUGGUUAGCGGAAUGGUAGUAUGAGGAUGCAUGUAGAGAUGUACAUAACUUGAACUGGGGAAUUGCACUGCCUACAGUUUGUACAGGUGUAUAGUUUUUUCUUCAGCACUGACUUUAUGGUGAGGGUUUAAUAUCUAUCUUCCUGUUAAAUCAGAUGUCAGCCAUUCAGAAGGCAGACUGUUUGAUCCCUGUAAUGUCACAAAUUUCUUCCUGGAACAGUUUUUCUUCUUUUAAAAAGCUGAUCAUAGCUUUUUAAAACUUUAAAAAUAUUAAUGAUACUGCACCAGACUAGCAUCCAAAUGAAUGAACAUCUAUGUUGUACUGUACAAAUUAACUAAAAAAAUAAAAUUGGGCAGCUCGGCUGAAGCAUAGGACAGAGGCAAGGCAGACUACUGAAUCCAUGUUGAAUUUGCUAACUAGUUUGUUAAAUGAGUAGCCAAGUUGGGGUGAAAGGAAGCUGGCUGAUAGCUAAAGAAUGGGGUCGGGCUGCUUUUGCUCUUUUUUAAUAUUGGAAAAGAGUGUCUGCUCCAUGUCUUAUCUUGAAAAUGCAAUGGGAUCUAUAUGGAUAAUUUUUCACUUUGCUACUACAUUGUUGUGUAUGGUUGGAGUUGCAAACAACCCCUUUCACUGAGAGCAGCUGCAGCUGGCUAUGUCUGUAAAACUGUAGACUAAAAUGGGGCUGGAUGUGGUUUGGUAAUAACUGUUUUUGGUAUGCCACUUUUAUUGUUAAGGGCCAAUUAAGUAAUUGUUCUUUUAACUAGAGAUUGCUGCCUAUAUCCGAGAACCCAUAAUAUUGUAGUUUGCUAGUUGUCUGACUUGUUGGUAUUUUAGCUUGAAUCACUUAUUGAAGGCAUGUUAGUAAACAAGGCUAUGGUGCACUGUUAAUGGGAUAUUUAUACAAUAAAUUUAUUUGAGCAGUACACAGAUAAAGCUGAAAAGAAAACAGGAUCUCUUUUAGAGGGUAAAUUGUGAAACAGUGAUUAGCAGACAUUUGUCCUGGUCAUAUAUUUGGGGCAUGAUCUGGAGAAAGUUACUGUUGCUCCACUCUGCCUUUUGAGUAAGAAUGUAUAAGAAUGCUUCUGUACAAAGUAACUUGGAUUAUCAAUGUAAAUUGAAGAGCUCAUUCCCCAUUGAAAUAGCAUCAAACUCUGCUUUUAACAGAAGAAGAAAAGCUGAGUUUACUUUUCUUGUUCCUCUGUUUUAGAUUCUAGUUGCAAAUGACAAAGCCUGCAAGCUUCUUGGUUACAGUACUCAGGAGGUGAUUGGCCAGAAAUUAUCUCAGAUGAUUUCAAAAUCCAAUUGGGAUAUUAUGGAAGCACUGAAGGAAGAGCAUGAUGAUGCUGAAUAUGAAGCAGUGGUUCCUGGAACUGUGGUAUGUGAGAACAGACUAUUUAUCAUAGCAGCAAUGUCUAUGCUACCAUUUCUGAAUUUUUACUACUACUCAUAUAGGUAUUAAUAGCCACAGAAGGGCCUGUAGGAAGCCAACAUGUAAAUAUAAGGCUGCUCUUGCUCAUAUUUAAUGAAGAGGUACUUUAAAAUUUGUUCGGUUUUUAAACACCUAAAAGUUGUUACUUCAGAAGUAAUGUACUGUAUGCUUAUUUGCUUACACACUUGCAUAUCCUAUAUAGUAAAGCUAUCAUAUUUGCAAAAUUCCACAAAUAAAAACACAAAAGGUUUGUAUUGAAAGUCAGUCACUGAAAGUUUGUCGCAUGGCUGAUCAAAUUUUAAGCACUACAGACUAGAAAUUUAACACUGUCUUUUAUCAACAGGUAGAUGUUAUUUCCCAUAGCAAUGAAAAGAUCCCAGUUUCUGUAUGGAUGAGAAGAAUGAAAACCCAUUGCAGUCAGUACUGUGUGGUGGUUUUGGAGCCUGUGGAAAGACUUUCUGCCUCUGUUUUCUUCACAAGCAGAGUGAGUAUCCAGUUAGCUUAAAUUGCAGCAAUGUCUUUCAACUAGCUAUCAAGUACAGUUAUGGGGUACUAGGAGUUAUUGAAACAAUGUUGGUUUUCAUCACACACAAAGCAAUUUACCAGCCAAUUUUUGUCAUAUAUAUAUAUAAAAUGCUCAUCAGUUGUUUUGUGCUAGUGAUUUUAUAUGACCCAUUUACUUGGAGCAACAUUUUGCUUAAAAUGGGUUGGUAAGCUAGAUCUGGCUGGUGUGCAGGAUCCUUCCUUUCCCCACCUCCCUAAACUAACCUUUGACAGGUGGAUAGUGUUGCCUGCCUUCUGAUCAUCUUAAGUCAUUAUGGCAUCAGGUACCAACUUCAGAGAGGUCACUUUGAAGUCCAUUUGCAGGUGUGAUUUGGAUUCAAUUCAUGCACACAGAUGGGCAUUUCUUCUGCAGACUGGCGGCGGGGGGGGGAAUGUCUAUUUGCAGUUAUGGUUUGAAAUCAAACCACGCCUGCAAACAGAAAACUUCAAUGAGGCUCUCUACCACCACUAAUCAGGUGAUUGGUGGUUAUUGUGCGUCGCUUUUGGAGAUGCUGAGAGUCCUCUAUACUAGAGGAUUUGUGAUGAAGAACUCCCUAGUGAAGCUGUUCUCAGUGGGGUUUGCAGGCAGGCUGAUCAGCUGAUAGGGACUGCCAGUGAAUCUAGUUGCUCAAGGAACAAUUUGGAAUAGGCUUAAAGCUGAGUUUUCCAUUGCUGUAUAAUGGAAUAUAUAACCUGACAUCAUAUAUGAUGUCAGGUAUGAGGCAGAUGGGCAUGGUUUGGGGAAAAUGCCCUUGUGGGUCAAAUUAGGAACCCUGCCGUGUCUCAUUAGGCCCACGAGGCUGGAGGCUCCCUAAAAACAACAUACAGUGGUACCUCGGGUUAAGUACUUAAUUUGUUCCAGAGGUCUGUUCUUCACCUGAAACUGUUCUUAACCUGAAGCACCACUUUAGCUAAUGGGGCCUCCUGCUGCUGCUGCGCUGCUGGAGCAUGAUUUCUGUUCUCAUCCUGAAGCAAAGUUCUUAACCCGAGGUACUAUUUCUGGGUUAGCGGAGUCUGUAACCUGAAGCGUAUGUAACCUGAAGCAUAUGUAACCCGAGGUACCACUGUACUGGGGACUGGAAUUGUUUAAAUAAAUGAUUUAACCUUGCUACUGUAAUUUGAGAUAGGUAUGGAACUUUUGUUGAUGUGAAGGGAUUGCUUGGCUUUGCGAGGCACUCAAGAAAGUAAAUGAUUGUGUUUUUUUAAAAAAUGUAAUUUAAUAAUUGUUUCUUAUUGGAGGCUUUUUGUAGGUCAGAAAAUCAUCCUAAAAAUGUUGUAAAUAAAAUAAAUGCAUCUAAAUUAUCUAGAUUUCAGGGGAUAAAAUAAACAACCACAAUUCACCAUCCAUCUUAAAGUGGCAUUUCAUUGAGACCAAGUCUGCUGAAUUAGUGGUGCUGAAUUGUUUUACCGUCUUUGCAUAAAUUUUGGCCAUUUUACCUUAAUUACUGUCAAGAACUAAUAUUUUAGAAUGCAGUGUCCUCAUGAGCCUAAUUCUUGUAACUCUCAUUUUAAGGGAGAGAUUACUUCCUGUGACCUCCUUUUUGCUCAUCUCUAUGGUUAUGCCUCAUCGGAAGAAGUGGUUGGUCAGUACAUAACAGACAUGAUUCCAUCUGUUCAAAUUCCUAUACCUGGCAAGAAAAUACCAAAGGUACCGUGAUGUAAAUUAUACUUAGCUGUUCUUUUAAAUGUUAUUUGGGUAAUUUGUUUCUUUUUUCUUCUUAAUUGCAAAUAGAAGGAAAAGGGGAAGGGGAGUCUGUUCUCAUUAACAAUAAGAAUGCAUAAAAAAGAACAAUUCAUAAAACAUAUUCUAAAUGUAUAAAUAUAAGCCAUGUCCAAAUAGUUAUAUGAGAUUGUUGAUGAUAAGAUACACAUGCAAAUAUGGAGAGGGAGCAGUAAAAUCUUCAAAAUGCUGAGUAAUGGUUUUUUUUAGAGUUCCAGCCUUGAAAUAUAGGUCUUUCUGUAAUUGUAAAGGUUCACAAGAUCCACUUUGUUGUCCAUUUGUUAGUCUGUUAGUUAGUUUUCUGCAUGGACUGAUUCUUGUGCAUAACUCUGUGAUAGUAAUUUAAGGCCUUCAGUCAAGAUUCAUCUGACUGAUUUCUUGGCCACUGUCACUGAGCUUUUAAUUGGCUUAGAUUUGCAUUAUGUUACAAGUCUUCUUUUCCUCCCCCCAGAAUAUCAAAAUUCAGAGAUCUGUUGGCCGAGCAAGAGAGGGGACAACAUUUCCUCUCAGCCUGAAACUGGAAGUUAACUUGCCUGUUGAAGACAUCAACCCUGUACCAGAUAAGUCUGCACCAGUACUUGAUGCUGAAAUUUUAGAAGAUGACACCAGCAUCACCUCCCCUGUAGAUUGUUCUUUCCGUGCUUCCAUCUGGGUGUUCACCACCAUCAGCGGACUAAUCACUGUUCAAGCGGAUGGUACAAUUUAUGGAAUCAACAAUACGUUUUCUCUAAUGCUCUUUGGUUAUGAGAAAAAGGAGCUGCUAGGGAAGGUAUUGUUUUGUUGUUGCUUUUGUUUUCCUCUAGAGAAAGAUCACGGUGAAGUCAUGGGAAUGCUACCACUUGGGAAGUAUAUCCACUCCACUGCUGAUUGCUGAGGAUUAGUUGGGUGGGGGGGACGCCAUUCGACAGUGGCAUAAUAUAGAGUGGCGCAUUGUAAUUAAGUUGUCAGAGAUUAGCUAAGAUCUGCCAAAGCAAGGGGGAACUCACUUUCAAAGUUUCAGAAACAAACUACAUUGCACAACAAUGGUUUUUAAAGUGCAUAUUGGACAAAGAUUACUCAUAUGAUAUUUUUAUUCAGUCACAUAUUAUUCUAGUAUGCAGUGAGGGGGAAAGGAGGGAUUUCAUCACAUUUAUUUUGUAUUUCAGAACAUCACAUUCUUGAUUCCUGGUUUUUAUAAGUACAUGGAUAGAGUUGAUGAUUCCUCUUUGCAACUCCCACAAUCUAGAGAAAGUUACGAUGUGGACUCAGAAAAUGUGAGCUCUUCUGGGGGCUUCAACGGAACCGAGGUAGAUGGCUGUGGUAUGGCGGAAGGAAGUGCAGGUAAAUUUACGGAGGUGGGAAAUGCAACAAAAAGCUAUGCUUUUUUAUUUUUAAUAGGUCGUGGAAUGGAUCUGACAUUAUAAUGAAUGGAAUGUCAUAUUCACACUUUUCCUCUUGAUAGAAUUUUUUUUGUUCUCACUUCUUUCGGACAUAUCCAUCUGCAAAAAUAAAAGGAUAACAACUUGAAAUGGUUGUACCACAGAGUUACCUGAAACAUGGUUUAAUUGAUAUGUCUCAUGGAUCUUGAUACUAGAAACUGUUCCUCACUGGAGAAUUGCUACACAGCAAUUCAAGGAAAUAGGGUGUUAACCUUUGUUGUCUGGCUGGCUGAUGCAUGCCCCCUGGAAGGGCUGUCCACAGUAAAUAAGCAGCGUUCUUGUCCCUCCCUUAAACAACUGCUCUUUUAGCCUUAGAAUGGCCUGCUUCAGACUUCAAGAGCAUAAUUUUAGCUAACUGUGAGAGGUACUAUUAUUAUAUAUUAUAUAUAUAUAUAUAUAUAUAUAUAUAUAUGUAUGUAAAUAUCAUAAAACAACAACAUAAGCCAAAUUCCAGAUUGCAAAACAGUCCAACAGCCAAUUCCUCUCAACCAGUAUUGUAGGCUUGAGAAAACAAGUAUGUCUUGAGUUAGCACCUAAAAGUAACUAAUUGUAAGGGGCAGCUGACUCUCUAGGGAAAUAAUUCCACAUUCUGGGUGCCAUUACAGAAGGAUUGCCUGAGGUGUUAAAAUGUCAGUAUGUAAAUGUUACAAGACAUACUUGCUAAAUUUAUAACAUUUUAAGCACUUACAUCUCAUUUAACCUUUCAUAUUCAGCAGAAAAGACAUUGUGGGGAGCCAUUUAGCCAUUAAAAACAUUUACAUGUGGAAUGGCCCAUAGAGUCUUCCAGUGCAUGCCUUGGUGAAAACUUGCAACAUACCACAGUUUUCUUUCUUUGUUCCAGGCACUCGCCCACUCCUUGCUGGAGAUGUGGCUUUGCUGCAAGAGCAACAGGAUUUAGCAAGGAGUGAUGGAGCAGAACUCUGUACCAGGAAGGAAACCCAGCCAAAGAGUGGGAGUAGUUUGUGUUCUGUUCUGUUAUCCUCCUCAGAGGCAGCUGCAGCACUGAAUGGGUAGGUUUUGACAGUCACAAAAGUGCACUAGGAACGCAGCUGGCUCUGAUGUUUUAUCAGGGAGUUGUAAACACUGGUGAAGAUUCUGCUCUCGUUCAACGUAACCUAACCAGCAGCUUGCUUGCUUUCACAGCAGGGGCUAUACACCAUCCAGCGAUGUGCUGGCCAAUGAUGACGUGCUGCCUUCUGGGAGUCGAUGUGAUGGAGGCUGCGCUGAGACUAUAAAACCUGCUAACUGUCAGCGGUUAGAAGUAUGCUCUCCCAAACGGUUUCAUUCAGAACAGUGUGUGUUGAAAGGUAGCACUAAAGUGCGAGGCAGAAACCUUGUCUGGUGCGCAUCUGAGGAAGAAGAUGGGCCAUUGGAUAUACGUGAUUCUGGUUCACAUGAAAUAAUGAAGUGCCAAUCUGCCACUACAAUGAGCAGCGAUGGAGUAGAGUUCCAUACCCAGCUGGACAGAGGGGGUGGCCUGCCUUCUGUUGUAUCAUCUCUUCCAGAGUCAGUCUCACCAGUGAAUGGGUAGGUUUUACUUGCAUGUGGCAAGUGUUUCCAGUUACCAAAGGAUAUUGGGUAUCCAGCUGCCACUGAUGUUCGGAACUGGACAGCUCCAGUGGGAUCUCCUGAUCUUACACCAUGGGAUAGGGAAGGGCAAGGAAUGUAAUGUAAUGGGGAAGAUGCUCCCUCGUUCAUUAUAACCCAACUAGUAACUUGUUUUCUUACACAGCAGGGACUAUGCGUUGGUCCAUAAUGAAGCACUGCCUUCUGAGAGUUCUCAGGAUGGAGGCUGCCCUGAGACAGAGGCUGCAAAACUAAACGACUGCCAGCAGUACAAAAUACAUUCUCCAAAACGAUUUCAUUCUGAACCAUGCAUGUUGGAAGGUAGAACUAAACUGAGAGAGAAGAAUCUUGCCAGGUGCGCAUCUGAUCUAGUUCAUAAAGAAGAAGAUGACCCUUUGGAGAUACACAGUUCUGGUUCACCACAUGAAAUCAUGAAGUGCCAUUAUGCCACUACGUCUUCAGAAAGAGAGAAUUUUUUCAUGGGUGAUCAGACUUCUGUGACAUGCUUCUUAGAAGAGGAUUUAGGGCUUGGGGCAAGUGUGACUUGUGAUGCUGUGCAGGUGUCCUGUGGGACUCCCACACUGGACGAACCCAUGUGUAGCAAGCAAGUGCCAUGUUCCAAACACACUCACGGGAUGAUAGAUGAGUUGCCAACAGUAAAUCUGACAAGUAGUAGAAAGAGCUUGAGAUUUGAAAAUACUGAACUAGAAAAUUCAGCAAAGGAUUCAUCAGCCUUGUUACCUGAUGAAAGGAGCAGCAGCCUUCCCGUUCCAGCAGGAUCAUCAAUACCUUGUGAUGUCUCUGCACUGGAAAUUGUGGGUGGUAAGAAGCCAAGUGAUGAGGUUGAUUCUGUUUGCUGUGGUUUGACGGACCUGACCUUGAGGAUUAGUGGUGAGGUGAAUUCAGACUUCUCUGCUGCCUCUAGACCAAUAAAGCUUCCAUUGUUAAGUGAGGAAGAUCUUGAGCAGCCCAUGGACCAGGAAAUUAAUACUUCUGUAAGUGGUCAGAUAGACCCCCUACUGUGCGACGGUUCUCCAAUAGGCCAUCGGAAGGGCUUACUCUCUAGCAAGCAUUCAGGGUGUGUGAAUCUCGACCUCUCUACAUGCUGUGCUUCAGAGGACAAAAGUGUUGCAGAGAGAAUGGGGGAACAUUUAAAAGGAUGUUCACUGCACAGUGAUGUACAGUCCCAGGAAGAUCUCAUGCCGUUAAUGCAGCAGAGCAUGGCACAGUUAACAUCAACUCCUGUGAAACAAGAAGCUGUACAGUCCUCAGCAAUUACUUUGAACAACGAGAUCCUAGAAGGCAACUAUUCGGGUAACUGCUACCACAGAGAUGGUUCUCGACUCGGUAUGUUCAAAGUAGACAUUUUGGCUUCUUGCAUUAGUAUAUUUAAUUGGGCAUAAGUGUGCAUGGAAAGGUUACAUGAAUCUGGUGUUCAGUGUGAGCGAAGCAGGCAAGGAAUGAUAAAACAAACCUGUUGACUCAAGAAUAAGAGACAAGCUGUGGUUUAAUGCAUUGGUCAUCCACGAUCGGAAUGCAAAAACACAGUAGCAGAGGAAAACAUUAAUUUGAUUUUACUAACAUUUUGAGUUCAAUCUGUACUUGAUUGGCAGUGAAAUUAGGAGAGAUAACUUCUGGUGUGCCAAAAUGUUUAGGCAGAGCUUGUCCACCUCUGCCUUAAUUUUGAUCAAGCAGCUUUAUGGUUAACUUUUUAAACUGCAAAUGGGCUGGUCAGCUGUUGGAGUGCUUGUCAGUCCUAUAAAGUGAACAGCAGGCUGUCUGAAGGCCAACGCCUUGGUGUUCCUACAUGGGUUGCUUUAGAAUGAUCUUAUGUGCUUAUGAUGUUGAUCAGCCUGCUGCUUAAGAAGGACUGAGUAUUCUGUUGGAAAAGAUCCAGUGAUGAAACUCCAUCUUCUACUAUUUAUUUACUUGGUUCUUAAUUAAGCCCUUUUUGCUCAUGUUUAAGAAUUUACACGUUUUAUGUUUUUAAAAGCCUUUCCAGUGAAAAAACAUUUGUGAAUUUCAGAUUCUUGCUAUCAGGGUUAAGAGUUUAAAUUAUAUAUCUCACCAUUUAUUUAGGGUAUUAGAGUGCCUUCUUGAUGGGCUUUCUAUUUUUGCAGCUAUACUCUUUGAAGUGAAACGUGUGGAACUGCAUGACCCUGCUGCCCUCUUCUGCAUUUGGGUUAUGAGAGACCACUUUCAGAGUCGGAAACAAGCAGCAGCAAAAACACAGUUCUUGCUUUCCAGUUUGGCCAGUUCCUCCCCAAACCUAAGUGACGUCUCUGCACUUAGCUUGGCAGAAGUAAGUAUAUAGGAUCUUCUGGCUGUUUUAAGCCCUGCCCCUGACUUUUGGGCAUGAAAUAAAAAUAGUAGGCAAACCUGCUAACUUGACUGGUUGGUAUGUUUGUUUCUUUUUACACAAACAACCAGCUAUAUGAAGAUAGGAUGUGCAACACGCUAUAGGUCACAUUCAACUAAAGAAUUGCACUAGUGGGAGCCAGCACAGCAAGACCCUUCCCCUGUCAGCUUAGUGGGUCAGGAGAACCCGGAGAACCCUCCGAAUACUGUACAGGGGGAGGAGAGAAGAGAUAGCUCAGCCUGGCAAGCAGAAAUGCUUGCAUUGGUGGAACAAUUGCCUUGGUUUGAUGUUGAAUUUCAUCUACCCUUAGUAUCACAAGUCAGUUGCUCCUGGCAGAAACUAACUUGACCUAAUUCAAAAUCCCCAGAUAGUCCACUCCCAAUACUGUGUAAACCUGCCUUCUCCCCACCACUGUCAUGUUGGAAUUUUGCAAACUGCAUUGUAUUUUCAGAAGCAUGCAUGGGUGCCAGGUGUAAUUUCACAAAUUCAGUUUUAUUUAGAAAAAGGAGUAGUCAGCUUCAUUUUGCUUUAGUUUUGUUUGUUUUAAAAAAGAGAGUGCCAAGAUUUAUUGCUGGGUUAAUGAAGGUUAAAAAUGAAAUGAAAUAUGAUGAGAAUACUAGUUUGGAUGCAUCCCAAGAAAUGGGAGGCAAUGCCAAUUCCUAAAUCUGCUGCCCAAAAACAUUUCGGCAGGUAGAUGGAACUUUUGACUGGAAAAUGCAGUGGCUUAGUGACUGCUUCUGGCUAAAAACUUUUAUUAUUUUGUUUGUUUAAUUUAUCUUCCUAUGAAGCAUCUCAAAUAAUUUCACGAUAAAGAUUAAAGACAGAAAAAACAUACACAAUCAAAUAUAAAAAAUGAUUAUAAUAGUUGCACAAGGGAUUUUGAGAGGAUGGUAGGGUUGCCAACCAGCCAGUCAUGUGAUAUCAUAAUUGCUUGUGGCUGACCAUCGGGGAACCCCAUCCACCUGUCAAAUUUGACCCAUGAGACUGAUCCUAAUAAGGAUCUGACCUGUGGAGCAGAAAGCAUUCUUGAUCCCUGCUUUAUAGAUACACCACGACCUACCGGUAUAUUAUAUUAUCCUUAGUUAGGGGAGGAGAAGAAAUGCCCCCUAGCCCAUUCAGAACACUCAGCCACCUUCCAGCUAUUUGCUGGCUAUUCUGGAGCAGUCUUCCUAACAAAAAGGUAUGGGAAGCCUGACUGACAGGUUUGACCAUGAUUCAUUGGAAAUUAGUGAUGAUUGCUGGAAUUGCCAAUUUGCUGAGACUGGUACAAAGGGUACUGGGUAUUUCAUUAUUAUUUUUAGAUUAGACAAAUGUUAGCUAGUUCUCUGAUUUUGUAGCGUCUGUGUUGUCUCCUGCAGUUGAUCAAAGCAACCCCUGUGUUUGAGAAUUCACGAAGAGCUGAAGAACUAGAAAGACUGAGGGCUUGCGAGGGAGACUAUGGAAAGAAAUAUGACACACUUACACUCAUUGGCAGAGGAGCGUUUGGAUUUGUUUGGACAGCCAGGUGCAAAAAGGAUUGCAAGGAGGUGAAAGAGCAAAACUACUUAUCAAAUGUUAACAGAACUAUUCAUUGAUAAUCCUUCUGAUUUUUGGAAUGAAGUGCUUAUUAGUAGUUUCCAAAAUCCUUCACAUAUCUAGAUUUCAGAGUUCAGAUAUGAGCAUACAUAGUACUGUUUUAUUUUCCAAUCAAAGUGAGUUGCUUGACACUGUUUUCUGCCAGUGAUUCCUUCACCCCCAGGGAUUUGAGUAUUGUGCUCAUGCCCUGCUUGUGGCACCAACCUAAAGCAUUUUGUUGGCUACCAUGAGAAGAGAAUGCUAGACUAGAUGGGCUCUUCUUCAGGUCUUGUUCACUGUGUUAAAGAGUUUAUGCUCUAGAUAAAUUGUUAACAUUUGUUAAAGCUUUGUGUGGAUGUGGUUUCUCACAGGUUCAAUAUAAAUAGCAUUUCAGAAGGGUCAGUCGAACUAGCCUUUGCUGCAAUUUUCAGUUGGUGUUUUUUCUCCUUGCUAGUAAUGAAUGUGUGUGAGCACAUCUGUGCAUUAGCUAAAACACCAGAAAGACCACCUUUUGACAUGUACAAACCUCAUAUGCUAAGAACUGUGCCGGGGGGCCUGCUCACAGGCAAGAUGAAUCGUGUCGGUGGGCACAAGAAACAGCUUUCUUGUUGAUGGCCCCAGUGGUUAUGGAAUUCAUUUCCUUUGUUGGCUAGCAAGCCCGAUUUUACACCUUACUGUUGAUAUUUACUAUUGUACUGUGUAUUGUGGGUCUAUGGACCACAAUAAAGCGGUGUGUGGUUAUGGAAUUACUUCCAAAGUGAUAUGCAUGUGACCUUAUCAGUACAGGCUAUAAGUAGACACUUGAAAACACACGUUUUGGGUCACUUUCUCUUAGAAAAUUUAUAUCUGUAUAAACUGAAAAGUAGUCUUAAGUAAUUUUGCAUUGGUAUGUUGCUGGCUACAGUGAACUGGCAAGGCUUUUCAAGAGAUGACAGCUCCACUAUGCCACCCCCCAAUCCAAUAAGAAUUGUUCUGUAAAUGUACACGCUUUUAAGAUUCACUGAUUAGAUGUUAAUAGCAAUUAAAGGUUUUAUUUAUUUAAAGUAGUUUAUUCCCCAACUUUGCCUCAUUUGCUUUGCUUUGUUCCCAGGCUGUAGUGAAGUUCAUUUGGAAAGGGAAGGUAUUGGACUACUGCUGGGUAGACGAUCCUGAGCUGGGGAGAGUUACUCAAGAGAUUACAAUUCUGAGAAAGCUGCAGCACCCUAAUAUUAUUAAGGUACUGUUCAUCCAAUAUGCAAAUGUGUAUCUAAAUUCAUAUACAGUGGUACCUUGGGUUACAAACACCUUGGGUUAUAAACACUUUGGGUUAGACUCCGCUAACUCGGAAGUAGUACCUCGGGUUAAGAACUUUGCCGCAGGAUGAGAACAGAAAUUGUGUGGCAGCGUAGCAGCAGUGGGAAGCCCCAUUAGCUAAAGUGGUAUCUCAGGUUAAGAAUGGUUUCAGAUUAAGAACGGACCUCUGGAAUGAAUUAAGUUCGUAACCAGAGGUACCACUGUAGUGAAUUCCUUGUAUGUUUGGAUGUUAUGGCACAGAUUCAUUUUGUUUGGUGUUAGAAGAUGAAAAUGUAAUUAGAAGACAGCUAUUUGACAAAUGUGGCUUUUAAUAGAUACUAUGUGGGCAGCUGUCCAUACAGUAAGGCCCAUGUGGCUUAAGUAGUUAUCCUGUACAAUGAAUCUAGUUAAUGUUUCCAUAGAAAACCUUGGAAGUUGAAAUCCUCCUAAACUUCCAUUGCUUAUUCCUGAUUUGCAUUAUCUGAUUAGUCUUUGGAUCAGUGGAAUAUACUUUAAUUGUUCUAUAAUGUAAGCUUGACAUAAUCCUGAACUUAAUAGAUCAUUUCCUAUUCAAGGAGGGAUGGGAGCCAGGUGUAAAGUUUGUGAAGUUGAAGCAGUACUCUUUAUUACCAGGUGCUAGAUGUAUUUGAGAACCAGCAGUUCUUCCAGCUGGUGAUGGAGAGACAUGGGUCAGGCCUGGAUCUCUUCACAUUCAUUGAUAACCAACCUAAUUUGGAUGAGCCUUUGGCAAGUUACAUAUUCAGACAGGUAAGAUUUGGUUGAAGUGAAAUCUGUAGAAAGAACAUGAAUGAACUGGAUCUGCAACUUGUUAGUUGAUCGUACAGAAAGCUGUCUAGAAGAACAUAGUUAUGGUGGUUGAGGGAUCUGAACUGAGCUCACGGUAGGAGCAAAACACUAAAUACUUCCUGUGUCACAAUCUCAGUUAGAAUGGGGACCUCUGCAGCUGCUGUUUACUUAAACAACAACAACAACCCCUCAUGCUAUUGAAAAUUUUAUUUCAGAGAGACUUAGAAAUGCAUCACGUUCUCUUUGAUAUAGAUCAUCACAUUAUCGAAAGAUUGUUGUAAGGAUAAAAUGGGGGAAUGAUGUAAGCCACUCUGACCUCCUUGGAGGAAGGAUGGGAUUAAAAAACUGAUAAAUAUUAUGCCCAGUUACUAUAAAAAAGAGAAAAGCAAAUCUAUCAAAUGGUUAUGUAUAUCCUCUUUUAAAUAGUUAAAUGUCCUUGGGGGGGGUGUCAAAAUAAUAUUUCUACAUUUAGUAAAUAUUAUUGGCAAUGAUACCUAUUUUGAUCUCUGGUCUUUUCUGUGUGUUCAUUAGCUGGUGUCUGCAGUGAACUAUUUGCACUGUAAGAACAUCCUUCACAGAGAUAUCAAGGAUGAGAACAUUAUAAUUGCUGAAGAUUUCACUAUCAAGCUCAUAGACUUUGGCUCAGCUGCUUACCUGGAACCUAACAAGUUGUUCUAUACCUUUUGUGGGACAAUUGAGUACUGCUCACCAGAAGUGCUCUCAGGAAAUCCGUAUGUAUGAAUUUGAAAGAAAACCUAUAGAUCUUGCCCAACAGUAGCUUGAUUUGGUUGGGGGUAGGACCUGUAAAACAAACUUAAGAAUAAAGUAGAGAAAGACAGAGUGUUUUUAUCUUCCUUGCUCUUUAUUGCUGCAGUAGGAAUCCCUGACAUAGCUGUCAACUUUCAGAUUUGAAAAUAAGGGAUCAGCAGCCUCACCUGUCCCGGGGACAGUCUACGGGAUAUCUAACAAUCUGGGAUAGCAGUAGGAAGCAGCGGGAAACGGCACUGGAAUAAGGGAAUUUCCCACAAAAAAAGGGAAGGUCGACAGCUGUGAUCCCUGACCAAUCACAGACUCACCCACAACCACCAUUUCUUCAGCCAUAUCUGCUGUGGGUAGGAGGGAGGGAGGGGAAAUAUAUUGGCUGUUGGUAAGGAAUCAUUUUCAGUUUAUUUUGCUGCCUGGAUAUCAUGAUAGUUAAUUGCGUUUUCUUUUAAGUAAAUUCCCCAUUUGCUUGAGUUGUGUGUGUGUGUGUGUGUGUGUGUGUGUGUGUGAGAGAGAGAGAGAGAGAGAGAGAGAGAGAGAGAGAGAACAUUAUUGACUUGAACUAUGCAUUCUUCUAUAGGUACUUGGGACCCGAACUGGAGAUGUGGUCACUUGGUAUAACUCUUUAUACCAUAGUCUUUGGAGAAAAUCCUUUUUGUGAGCUGGAAGAAACUAUGGAUGCUGUACUAAGACCUCCUUUCAAAGUGUCGGAUGGUGUGUAUUUCGCUAAUUAUUAAGAGUUACUGACUGAAAGGAAGGGGAAUAGAAUUUGGGCAAGAACUAUGUUUGGUUUCUGUGCGCAUUUAAUUUGACAUGCCCCCCAAAAGUUACAUGGGGUUUUCAGUUAGUGGGAAUGGGUCUAUGGAUCAAAGGAAAUAUUCCCUUGCUCUGUUUGGAUGCUCUAGAGCGGGUGGGGAAGUAGAUCACUUUCAUGCCUCACUCCAUCUCCAGUCAAGCCUCCAGUAAGCUUGGAUAUACAAGGCUGCAGGUUAGUUUGUGACUUUAGGCAUCAUCAUGGGGCAUUGUCAGAGGUGAUUACUAUUGGCCCAUCGUGUCCAUAUGCUUCAGCCUAUGAUGAUUGGUGUGACAUGAACACCAGCCUAAUUGUUGUUGGGCAUUAAUUUUUUUUUUAAAAAAUAUACCGUAUAUAGUAAGAAUAACCAUUUCCUGGCUGUAGCGGCUAUCCAUGUGCCGUAAAAGUUAAUCCAAACUUUUGUAUUGCUAGUUUCUUGUGUAGAAGAGAAGGUGUUCAUCCUUUCUCCUGCCUCUCAUCCCUUCUCAGUUCCAGAUUCCCAUCCUGAGGCGGGAAAAGCAGCCAUGUGGGGUUUUUUAUGCACAUAUGCAUGUAAUGUGCUAUGUAAUGUUCCACCCUCAGGCAUGCCCAGGAAGUUGGUGGCAUUCAAUAGUUAUUGGGUUGUUCUCAUGUGACUUGUCUAUUAAAUAAUGAAUGUCAGUGCUUAAAAACCACUUUUUUUGGGGGGGUAUUUCAUGGAAUUGCUCAUAAGACCUAGCUUUUGAACUAGAAAGUCACCUGUCUACUUGUAUUGGUCUGUUUUGCACCGUCUAAGGUGUGUAUUUGGCAAGCUUGGCUCCAUUUCAGUCAUUUUCAUAGCCAAGCAAAGGUUAUCCUGCAAGAAGGAAGGAAGGAAGAAGGAAGAAGCUGUGGGAGGAAUAUGUACACUUCUAAAUUAUGGGGAUGGAUGCUAAAGAUUAUGCUCAGUUUAUCAAACUUGCAUUGGCUGUGCUUAAUCUCAGUUCAAUUGACAGGCAAGCUGAAGACCAGCAUAAAAGCUGCUGAUGUUAUUUCAUCUCCUUGUUGUCCUCAGACCUGAUGAAUCUGCUGACUGGGCUCUUGCAGCCUUUUCCAGAGGAUCGUACAACUCUAGAAGUGGUAGUGGAGGAUCCUUGGGUGACACAACCACUGAACCUUGCUAACUACUCAUGGGAGGGAGUAUAUGUCUCUGCCAAGCCAGGUAGGAGACAAGCUUCGAAAAGCUAUCUUCAAAACUUUUAUUGAAUUUCCAAACAAGAAAGGUCUACAAUGAAUUUUGUAAAGGAAUGACUAGACUUGAUAAUUUGAAAAAGAUCUAUAUGACUACUGUGCAGUUCAAAUCAGUGUAUGCCUACUGGCAAGUACACUUUUUGUGUUAAGUUGGUUUACUCCUCCUAGACAACUAUAGUCAAGAUUAGAGUUUUAUAUUGCAGUCCUAUAUAUUUCUACAUAGCUCCUUUGAGUUCAGUGGGACUUACUCCCAGACAUGUAAGGAUUUCAUUGCUCAUGAAGUAUUGCUACCAGGCCUGCCUAUGUCCCUAUUUGCUUGUGUAUGUGAGCUCACAUACACUUGUACAUAUGGAGGUACAGUACUGGUGAUCUUUAAUUUGGAGAUUGUUGCAUGCCACAGUGGCUAUUGCACUUGGAGGAAUUAGUGGAAAUGACUGUCCCACUUUGGGUUUUAACAAAAGAAUAUGGCAAAAAGAUGGUUAGGGAGGAUAGCUUGCAUAAACCAAUGUCUGCUUCCACCUGUUGUGUUUGCAAGUCCCAUACUUAUUGUACAGUCACUUGUAAAGCUUAGUAGUCAAGUAGUUCUAGGGCAUGUACAGAGUGCCAGCCGACCUGAGCAAUUCAGUAAUAGUAUGUAAUGGCUGUUGAAUAAUAUUUGUGGCUUGGGGUUUAUUAAUAGUCAAUACAUUUCUAUCUUUUAUUUUAUUUUAUUUUUUUACUCCUCAGAAAACAACCAUUUCAAAAUGAAUUCCUCUGGCUGCAGCCAUGGUAGCAUCUGGGCAGUCCCAAGUCUGGAGAGUGAGCAGAGCCUUAGUGAUGACACCAGUAAUUAUGAGCUGAUGGAUCCCCAGCUGACAGGAGCCACUGCUGCCUCAGGGCAAGAGCCAUCGACCUCCGCAGCUCAAGGGCCAUCUACCUCUGUACUUGCUUGAAGAAGAUUUCCUCACUCACCAGCAAGUCCUUACAAAAAUGCCCCAAGGACGUGGAAUUCUGACAAACAUACUGCCUACGUGAGAUGGAAUACCAGAGUCAGAGCAGUAGCUCACUUUGUUCACUGUGAAUUCCUCUGUCACACCCACAGGCUUCUUAGAGAUGUAUAUGUGGGUACCGGCUUCUGACAAUGCCUAUUCACAAAAAGAUCUAGUGCUUGAGGACUCAAAUGGCAUGACAAAUAUGCUACAUAGUAUCUAGGAAGCAACCAUGUGAUUCAAACCUAUACACUGGAUUUUGUGGGAGCAGACAUUAUAUAAGCAACACCUAUAUUUGAACAUCUGGCAGCCCUGGAGAAGAGACAGCAGGUGCUCAUGGUGGAGGGAAAUAGGCAACCACAAUCCCACUUGCCCACCCUACAUAGUGGGUAUAUUCAUGUGAGCUGGCCCAUUUGCCAUUAAUAUUGUUUGUUGUAAUUACUCAUCACAACAGAACCUUUACUACAAAAGCUGCAUUGAGUGAUGAACUGAUAGGAACGGAUAGGACUGUUAUUUGAUUUUAGACACUUAGAUGUAGAUGUCCUAUACUCCAGGCAUGUUUGAAGUGUUUGAAAGGGAGGCUACAAGUGGUGUCAUUCUGUUUGAGAUGACUGAUACUAUGAAUUUUAGCCGUGUAUUGGCCAAACUGACAACUGACUGAAGCUUACCUAGGGAAGGGUUUCUGAAGAGCUGUUUUCCUCCUGAUCACCUUACAAUUUGGAGGAGAUCUACGAUUCAUAGCCAAAAAACUUAUCAAUUGGAGCGUACAACACUCCAUGUCCUGGCUUCUUGGAUGGCCCUGUUUCUGAGGUUCACAUAUAAAUGGUGACAUUUUGUAUCUGGUAGACAUCAAUGGUAGGUCAAAUUUCUUGCUCACCAGAGAAAAGAAAGUUUUUCUACACCUUUAUUCAGUUAUUGGAUUUGAAACUGAAAUCCUUUCCUUUGUCCAGAAAAAGCUCUAGUCAGAUAUUUCUGGCUGGUUGACAUAGAAAGACACCGAUUCUUCUCAAAGAAUCAGGCAUUAGGUAGUUCAUAUUCAGUAGACUUUUAUUUAAAAAAAUGGAUUCUGCAGGUAAUUGGCAAAAUUAUAAUUUUCAUGGAAGCAUUAGCUAUUUUUAUAUAUUCUAAGAACAAAAUGUCAAUCUACAUUUUAUAGAUCUGUUUUGAAAUCUUUUGGGGACUGUUCAUAUUUUUCAAGUGAACUGUGUUCUAGAUUACUUUUCUGUACCAGCUCCAUUUCUGGAUGACCUGACAGGUGAGCACUCUGAAAAGAGUUGGUAAAGUUGUAUUUGGCUCUGAUGCACCUAGAAGGUAGGCACUUCAAUAAUAUAACUAUCUUCAAAUUAUUAUGCACAGAAUAGGCCCUACUACUUCUACCUUUAUUGGACUGUAAUUUAGAGGUAACUAAAUGCUAGGCCAAUGCUAGCCUUCAUUCCCUUUAUCUUGAAGGAAGCUAUCAGUUCAUACAGAAGAGAAGAAAAUACCUAGUCAUAUUAGUGCUCAUUGUGUGCCUGUUUAACACAAACAGGCAUGAUGCUGGGUAGGUACCUCUAAGACAAUAGUCUAAUAUAGUCCGCCCCUAUACAUAAGCAUCUUGGUACUAGUUAUUGGAGUGUUUACUGUGCAAACUGCUUAUGAAUUGCCCUACAUUACAGCAUGGUUAAAGAGAGGAGGAAUUGAAGCAAAACAAUUCUAACCUGCUGUGAUACCUUUAAGCUAAAUGGUCUAGCAAGUCAUGUGUCAUGACUUUUAACUUAGGCUGUAUUUUAAAACGUAACUUUUUGGAAUGUAUUUUGUUGAUUGCUAUGAUUUUCCAUCUUAACUGUGCUGAAUCGCUUUGUAUGCAUUUACUAAAGGCUCUUGUUAUCAACAGCA